CACUCCACUCUAAACAAGUAUGGCGGCGCCCACGGAGCUGGAAAGUUCGACGGAUGCAAAAGUUGAAAAUGAUGACAAACCCGAGGAAAACAUUACAUUCAAGUCACUGGGUGUCGUCGAUGUACUGUGUGAAGCUUGUGAACAGCUGAAAUGGAAAGCCCCCACGAAAAUCCAGCGAGAAUCCAUACCUCUCGCACUGCAAGGUCGCGAUGUCAUCGGCCUGGCAGAGACUGGCUCGGGCAAGACGGGGUCCUUUGCGCUUCCCAUCCUACAAGCGCUGCUGGAGACGCCCCAGCGCCUCUUCGCCCUUGUCCUGACGCCCACUCGGGAGCUGGCCUUCCAGAUCUCGGAGCAGUUUGAAGCCCUCGGCGCCAGCAUUGGCGUCAAGAGCGCUGUGAUUGUGGGUGGCAUAGACAUGAUGACCCAGGCACUGACACUUGCCAAGAAGCCCCACAUCAUAAUAGCUACCCCUGGUCGCUUGGUAGACCACCUGGAAAACACUAAGGGCUUCAGCCUGAAGUCUCUCAAGUACCUGGUGAUGGAUGAGGCUGACCGCAUCCUCAACAUGGACUUCGAGGAAGAGGUUGACAAGAUCCUGCGAGUGAUCCCACGUGAGAGGCGCACCUACCUGUACUCGGCAACCAUGACCAAGAAGGUCCAAAAGCUGCAGCGUGCGUCGUUGCGUGACCCAGUCAAGGUCGAGGUCUCAUCCAAGUACCAGACUGUGGAGAAGCUGAUGCAGUACUACCUUUUCAUACCAGCAAAGUUUAAGGACGUGUAUCUUGUCCACCUCCUCAAUGAACUGGCCGGGAACUCGUUCAUGGUGUUCUGCAGCACCUGUAGCAACACUCAGCGCACGGCGCUGCUGCUGCGAAACUUGGGCUUCACCGCCAUCCCACUCCACGGACAAAUGGGACAGGCCAAGCGUCUGGGUUCUCUUACAAAGUUCAAGUCGAAAAACAGGUCUAUACUGAUUGCUACUGACGUUGCAAGCAGAGGCUUGGACAUUCCACACGUGGACUGUGUGGUCAACUUUGACAUCCCAUCACACUCCAAGGACUACAUCCAUCGGGUCGGACGAACGGCUCGGGCAGGCCGUUCUGGGAAGGCCAUCACAUUUGUGACUCAGUACGACGUGGAGCUGUACCAGCGCAUUGAGCACCUGAUUGGCAAGAAGCUACCGCUGUAUGAGACAGUUGAGGAAGAAGUGAUGGCGCUCGUAGAGCGGGUCACUGAAGCACAGCGAUUUGCCAAGAUGGAGCUCAAGGAGCAGGAAGACAAGAAGAAAGGUGGCAAAAAGAGGAGAGCAGAUGAUGAUGACGAUGCAGAUGACACAGAACAGGCACUUGGUGUUCAUGAUCGCAUUGGCAAGAAGAACAAGAAAAACGCAGGUGGCUUCAAGAAACGAAAGAAAUAACUGGCAUAAUAAAUAACUAGAACUAAAAUAA
This is a messenger RNA of Dermacentor andersoni, 1448 nucleotides long. It is a transcript of the gene pths, whose product is annotated as probable ATP-dependent RNA helicase DDX47. Gene Ontology annotation, molecular function: ATP binding; nucleic acid binding; RNA helicase activity. NCBI's taxonomy places the organism in Eukaryota, Metazoa, Arthropoda, Arachnida, Ixodida, Ixodidae. Gene Ontology annotation, cellular component: cytosol. The record is from RefSeq and is a predicted model, not a curated record.